AUGGGUGAAAAACGAAAAGCUCGUAUGACAAAUAAUGAAAAAACAUCAAAAAAGGAAAAAAAAUCUAUUAAUACUGUUACACCCACGGCAAAUAAUGAUGAUAUUGAAGAACAAUCAUCAAUGCAUUCAAAUAGUAGUACUACGGAUAGCAAUAGUCAACAACCGUCAAUUACAAAAGAAAAUACUAAUCCUAAUGAAAUAGAAGAAUCUCAAACAAUAACUCCAAUUGAUGUUGAAAAUAUAACUAACGAUGAUGAUGAUGUUGAAUCAAAACCAUCAACGAAUGACAAUGAUGAUAAUCAUAAAAUAAUAAAUGAAUCAAAUUCAACAACAAAAUCAUGGUGGUCAUCAUUAGUUCGUCUUUUUCAUUUUCGUAAUAAUACAAAUGAAAAUAAACCUCAAAUAAAUGGCUCAACAAAUCAUCAAUCAUCUCCAUAUGUCAAUGGAAAUUAUUUGAGUAAUAUUAAAUGUCGUCGAUCACUUCAUGAUGAAUCAUUAGUUAAUUAA
This is a messenger RNA of Rotaria sp. Silwood1, 507 nucleotides long. Lineage: Eukaryota; Metazoa; Rotifera; Eurotatoria; Philodinida; Philodinidae. The record is from the annotation of a GenBank genome assembly.